CCACUUUGAAAUCACCAUCACGGCGAUCACCUGCUAAGCCGAAGGGCUGGUUACAAAGUCUAGCUCCCUUACUUCAACCAUGGCGUACCGAGUGCUGGAAGUCACCCUCCUGUCGGCCAAGGACCUGAAGAACGUCAACCUGAUCACACGCAUGGCGGUGUACGCCGUUGCCACCAUCUCCGGCGACCCUAUCACGCGGCAGUGCACCCCGCCGGACACCCAGGGUGGCCGCAACCCGACCUGGAACGCCACGCUCCGGUUCGCGGUCCCGCCCACCGCCGAGGCGACCGCGGGCGGCGGCUGCCUCCACAUCCUCCUUCGCGUAGAGCGCAUGUUCGGCACCGACCGUGAUGUCGGCGAGGUCAUCGUGCCCCUGGCGGAGGUCCUCGCCGGCGUCGGCGACCACGGCGGCGACGACCUCGGCGGCCCCACACUGCCGCAGUUCGCCUCCUACCAGAUCCUCAAGGUGCACCGCACCGAGACCCGCGGUGUGCUCUACCUGACGUAUCGUCUCGGCCCCGUCAUCACGCCGCAGCGGGUGCCCUGGGAAAGUGACGACGAGGAGGAGGAGCCCGUCGUGGCGUACCCGUCACCAGAGAAACCGAUGCCGCCGCCACCGCAAGCUUUCUGGCCCGGGCAAUUGGGCCCGCCGCCUCAACCCCAAGCUUUCUGGCCCGGGCACGUGCCUGCGCCGCCGAGUGCGAAACCUGCUGUCCAGGCCGGCUAUGGGGCGGUGCCGUCUUCGACUGCGAAAAUUACCCCUGCCGGCUAUGGGGCUGUGCCGUCUUCGACCACGAAACCGCCCGGGCAUGUGGCCGCAGCGACGUCUCCGAAACCUUCCGGGUACGAGGCCGUGCCAUCACCUCCAAAACCAGCAGGCGUCAGACCGGCAUCUCCAAAGCCUGCCGGACAUGUUAUCGUGGCACCGUCUCCGAUACCAUACGGUCAGGCGUUGUCCAUGCCACCUUCUCCGAAACCAGCCGGUCGUGUGGUGUCCAUGCCGCCAUCUCCGAAACCAGCCGGGCAGGCGGUGUCCAUGCCGCCUUCUCCAAAACCAGUCGAACGUGUGGUGUCCAUGCCGCCGUCUCGGACACCGCCGGAGCCUGUGGUGUCCAAGCCGCCGUCAACAAAUCCAUUGGGGCGUGUGGUGUCCAUGCCGCCGUCUCGGGCACCGGCCGGGCCUGUGGUGUCGGUGCCCCCGUCAACAAAUCCAAUGGGGCGUGUGGUGUCCAUGCCUCCUUCUCCGAAACCAUCCGGCCAGGUGGUGUCCAUGCCUCCUUCUCCGAAACCAUCCAGCCAGGUGGUGUCCAUGCCGCCGCCUCAGAAACAAGCCGCGCAGCAUGUCUCCGUGCCGUCGUCUCCAAAACCAGCGGGGCAAGUGGCCGUGCCACCGUCUUCAAAACCUUCUGGGUACGUCUCCGUGCCUUCGUUUCAGAAACCAGCUGCACAUGUGACCAUGCCGCCGUCCCCGAAACCAGCGGGUCAUCAUCAUGCCGUGCCGCCGUCUCCGAAACCCGCCGGACAUGUAACUCUGCCGCCCUCAACUCUGAAACCAUCUGGUCAUGCCAUGCCAACUUCACCAAAGCCAACCGAACAUGUGUCCAUGCCAUUGUCUCCAGCACCAUACGGCCAUGCGUUCGUGCCGCCCUCUCAGAAGCAAGCUGCCGGACAUGUGACCGUACCGCCGUCUCCAGCACCAUACGGUCAUGUGUCUGUGCCGCCGUCUCCGAAACCAGCUAUCCUUGUCCCCUUGUCACCGCCUCCGAAGCCAGCCCCGAUCAUUGCCAAUUUGCCAGCGACGACGACUAACAGCAGCAACAUGGAGUUCGGGUGGGGACUUGGCGCCGGCCUGGUCAGCGGCGCGAUCAGCGGGAUGCUGGCAGGCGGCAAGAGAGGAGAAGCGACCGCUUUUUCACCGGAAGCCGCUCCGUUCAGCCGUAGCCGUAAAGUGUCUGUGUCUAAGUCUAAGAAGUACGGCACAGAUGUUUACACGCAGUAAUGGAGUAGUAAGAUCCGUAGCUUUAUUUAGCUUGAUAUAACAGUUACAUAAACACUUGUACUACAAUGUACUGGAUGGCAUUAUCCAGGUGUGCCGGUCUGGGAUGACUCGGCUUAUGGCUAGCUUGGCAAUGAUGUAUGUAUUGUUUUUGGACUAUGAUUCUACACUCAUAAUUAACUUUCAUGAUA
Molecule: messenger RNA, 2187 nt
Organism: Lolium perenne
Lineage: Eukaryota; Viridiplantae; Streptophyta; Magnoliopsida; Poales; Poaceae
Biological process (GO): defense response
Source: RefSeq, a predicted model, not a curated record